AAAACAGUUGCCUCCUUUUCACAGGUGAGCUCAUUGGUAUCCAGUACUUGUUUUCGCAGACUGGUCGAGUGCUGGAGGAAGUGAUGGGCAGGGAUGUCGAUGCUCCGGAUGGGACUGACACGGACGACGACGACAGUGUCGACGAGGGCUUCCAAGAGGUCGAGGGCCCGGAAGAGGAACCUCUGGACAACACCGUCUUCGGCCUUGAGGAGGACUUCGCCCAACAACCGUUGUCGUCUGUCAGGUCCCAGUCGCAUCCUGCCAUCGGCGCCUCACAGUCUGGGCCAGCCAACCAGGAGACCUCCCCUGGAGACGAGGCCACUCAAAGCAGGUCCCACAAGCUGGUAAGUGUCUCCUGACAAGUUGUGCUAUACCUGUGGAAUAUCUGAUGAGUGCUCCCCUUUCUCACUUUUGCUCUCUUCCCCCCAACAGCAUAGCCUUGGAACUGACACUGGCCCAGGUUACCAGCACGUGGUCAACCUGGCCUUGAGUCUCGUCAAGCUGCGUCACCACGCCUACGUGACGCAGCAGCAAGUGGCGGACAUCGUCACCCUCUGGGAACGAUUGCCGGAGGGCGACAAGGCCCCAGUUCGCUUUCCGCCACGCUACCAGGAAAGACUGGUGCAGGGGAGGUUCCGACGCAAGCACUCGCAAACCAUUGUCACACCGGGAGUGGAGAGCUUGCGAUGGUGUAUGGGCGGCCAAGCCACACAGAUGCCAAACAUCAGCCGCCUUGUGGAAGCCGUUUGUGUAGAGCUGUCCAGGAUUCACACCGAGGGAACCACCAUCUGCGGCGUGAGGGUGAAUCGCUGGGCAGCUGUGAUGCGGGAUUACAUCUGCAUCCGGGAAAACAUCCUCACAAACUCGGUACUCCUGGCCCAGACUCGAAUCCAGUUAUUCCCCCUCAAUCAGCGCACACUGGCACAAUGGCACUACGCUCGCACCAGGGAGCUUCAACGGCGGGAUCUGGAGUUGGCCGUGCCCCUGCCAACCAGCUCGGCCCUUGCUACAGAGCCCACCCCUGCCGCACGCCCACGACCCACGGGCCCCGAGCAGUCCGCUGCACAACCACUCCACUUCCCUGACCCGCCUGACCUAUCCGUUCAGGCGACGCAGCGACGUCGGGGCCCCGUGGAUGUGGCACCAGCCAUCAUUGUGCACCCCCCUGUGCCACAUGAAGCCCCCGCCACCCAGCCACUCUCCCCGCCGGCUGACACUGCCAGUCCUCCGCUUCCACCGCCGCAGGCAGGACCCUCAGUACCCGCACCACUGCCUGGCGGCGGAAGAAAAAGCAGGAGGCGGCGGAAGAAAAAGCAGGAGGCGGACGAGCUGGCACGACAGCAAGGAAUCCUCCCCAAACAAAGGAAAAAGAUUGAAGAAUACAUAUGUAAGAGCUGUGGCCGGCAAAAAACUAAAGAGUUCGGCCACAGCCAGUUUGGAAUUCUUUUGCUCCACGUGGUUAAAUUUGAAGAAAAACUGCUUGUUGCAUUCCAGGUGGUUAAAUUUGAAGAAAAACUCGGUUUAUCCAAUUCAUCCAGCUUCAACCCUGUGCCACAGUUCUGCCGCGAGACAUCCGGCGAACUGACUCUCAAGGCCUCCACCAAGGCGAUCCAGGUCACCAAGACAUACAGCCUCAGGCUCAUGGCCGAGAUGGUCAGGGAGCAGGCCAGGAGACACGUGCGGGCAGCAUGUGGUGAGCCCGAGGACUCCAAGCUAGAGCGCAGUGCCAGCGAGCUCCAGUUUGGACAGUACUUUAAAUAG
Molecule: messenger RNA, 1761 nt
Organism: Polypterus senegalus (gray bichir)
Lineage: Eukaryota; Metazoa; Chordata; Cladistia; Polypteriformes; Polypteridae
Exons: 4
Coding region: 694-1761 (355 amino acids)
Source: RefSeq, a predicted model, not a curated record